GUGGGACUGCAGCGAUCCCUUGAGAAAGUCCAGGGCUUUGUGGAUGUCGGAACUCUCGUGACAGACAGACACAUAGGCAUCAACAUGAUGAUUAGAGAGGACCAUCCAGACAUCACGCACCAGUUUGACAUAUGGCAUGUAGCCAAGAGUGUCAAGAAGAAGCUGCAGAGCCUUGGACAAACUAGAGGUUGCCAGGACCUCAAACCCUGGGUGGGAAGUAUUAUAAACCAUCUGUACUGGUCCGUGGUCUCGACGCCUCCUGGCAGUGGACAACUUGUGGUGGACAAAUGGACAUCAGUCAUCAAUCACAUCCACAACAGGCACACCGGGUUCGAGGGACUGUUCUCUUCUUGUGCGCACGGAGUCCUGGAAGGCAGGGAACAGCGUAAACCGUGGCUGAGUUGUCAUACGAAGGUGUCUAUUGAAGUGGAGAAGAUCAUCCGGAACAAGAGGCUGUGUGCAGAUAUACAACGCCUGUCCCCGUCACACCAGACAUCCUACCUCGAAGCAUUCCAUAGCGUGAUUACCCACUUUGCGCCAAAGAUGUGCCACUUUUCAUACAAAGGGAUGGAGAGCAGAGGGAUCCUGGCUGCUUUGCAUUUCAACGAGAAUGCCAACAGGGAGCAGCGGAGCAGACACGAUGGCGAGAUGAUGUUCAACCUGCGGUAUCCAAAGUAUAAGAAGGGCGGCUACAUUGUGAGGAAAGUCUUACAGGAGCCAUCUUUUGGCUAUGCUGAAGAGCUGAUGCGGAUGGUGGAGGCCAUGUGUCGAGGUGAGGACUACAACGGUGAUGACUUUGACAUCCCAGACCCGUCCCCUGUUACAGAGCCACUCAAUGCAUCAUUCGAAAAGCCGGAUAAGAGGGCAGCAGUCAAUGCACAUAUGACCCGCUUUAGCAUUACAAAUAACACCUAAAUGUACACAUGAGAACCGGACUGAAUGGAAUAAACACAAACUUAAUUUCA
Eleginops maclovinus (Patagonian blennie) is the source of this 965-nucleotide messenger RNA. RefSeq lists its product as uncharacterized. NCBI's taxonomy places the organism in Eukaryota, Metazoa, Chordata, Actinopteri, Perciformes, Eleginopidae. The coding region runs from base 85 to 915 and encodes 276 amino acids. The transcript is spliced from 5 exons. The record is from RefSeq and is a predicted model, not a curated record.